This is a messenger RNA of Aspergillus candidus, 2100 nucleotides long. Its product is annotated as putative MFS transporter. Lineage: Eukaryota; Fungi; Ascomycota; Eurotiomycetes; Eurotiales; Aspergillaceae. Gene Ontology annotation, molecular function: transmembrane transporter activity. Gene Ontology annotation, biological process: transmembrane transport. The record is from RefSeq and is a predicted model, not a curated record. Bases 492 to 2051 code for a protein of 519 amino acids. The transcript is spliced from 5 exons.
CCCCCAUCCCGGAAAAAUCGGUACGCUAGAGAAUGUUGUACUGUUACUUGACAGAUGCCGUGGAGACUGUCCCGCAGUCCGCGCCAUAUUGCUCAAAUUCUGGUGCGGGUCUGGAAAUACCCCGGUCGGCCAGAGCAAAAUGAAUCCCAACUGAUAGGCCUGCCCAUUCAACCCGGUCUUUGACGCGAUCCUGCCUCGCUGCGAGUGAAGAAUCCAGGUGUUUAUAAGAAGAGCACCGGGCUUGCCAUCUUUGCUUUGCUCUAAGAUCAACCAUUUUUCUUCUGCCCCAUCCUUCCGUCCCUCUUUGCUAUAAUUAUAGAGCUCAUGGGAGAACGGUUGCAGGCAACCUUGAUUUGAUCUGGAUAUCGCACUUCCUCUAUCCCAGGUUUCCUUGUCCAUGCUCUUCCUCAUUUCUCCUUCCCCCACAAUCUCUACCUCUUCAUUGAUCCACGGCCGGUUCUUCGAUCCGAGGUGACCGCGUCCAAAAGAAGAUGCAAAGUUCCCAACAUUUCGACUCCCAACCUGUCGACCAGGUCUAUGGACUCUCUAAUUCUGAAAAGGCCGACGGGGAUAUGUUAGCAAGCAUGGAAAAGGCAACCCAAUCCACACACGAGAGCAUGGGGUCCCCUUCCAUUUCCAAGGCACAUCAAGACUAUCUGAUGGAGCGUCAUGGCACGUUGGAACUUGAUCCACUUCCUAGCAUGGAUCCCGCAGACCCCUACAAUUGGCCUGCGUGGAAGAAACUCAUCAAUUUGCUCUUGGUGGCAUUCCACGCCCUCAUGGGCACGUUCGCGGCAGCUGGUAUCAUCCCAGCAUAUAAAAUCAUCUCUGAAGAGUAUGGAAUCACGAUUCAAAAGGCCAGCUACCUUACCUCUCUCCAGAUUGCCAUUUUGGGAGGGGCGCCAUUGUUCUGGAAACCUCUGUCGAACCGAUAUGGACGCCGCCCCAUUUUUCUUAUUUCUUUGGUUUGCAGUAUGGUGUGUAACAUCGGAUGUGCAAAAUGCACCGACUAUGCCUCUACGGCAGCCUGUCGAGCACUCCAGGCUUUUUUCAUCUCCCCUGCUUCAGCCAUCGGUAGUGCUGUGGUGACGGAGACAUAUUUUAAAAAAGAACGCGCUCGGUAUAUGGGCGUGUGGACGCUACUGGUAACCAUCGGUAUUCCCAGCGGCCCAUUCAUUUUUGGGUUUGUUACGGAACGAGCGGGUUACGUGUGGAUAUACUGGGUCCUGGCUAUGAUCAACGGCGGCCAGUUCAUCGUGUAUCUCUUUUUCGGCCCGGAGACUCUGUAUGUCGACAGCACCCAAAACACCAACGAGCCCAGCUGGAAGCGAGAGUAUCUGUAUCUCCGGAGGAUCGAUCCCACCCCAUUCUCGUGGUACGAGUUCGUGAAGCCCCUGACUCUCGUGAUGCAUCCUUGCGUGAUUAUACCGGCCGCGGCGUACUCCAUGGUCUUCUGUCUCAGCAACGUGCUGGCGACCGUUGAAGUGCCCGAACUGCUGCAGCACAAAUUUGAGCUAGACUCGGAGCAGCUAGGCCUACAGUUCCUAGGUCCUAUCAUCGGCUCAUUGCUUGGGGAGCAGGUCGGUGGCACGAUGUCCGACCUAUGGAUGAAUAUGAACGAGAGGAAAACCCAGCGCAAACCCGAGCCCGAAUUCCGGCUAUGGCUCAGUUACCUUGGUUAUACGCUGUCUAUCGUUGGUCUGAUCGUCUUCCUUGUCUGCACUGAGCAGGCUCAACCGGGCCAUUGGGUCGUUUCGCCCAUUAUUGGCAUUGCACUCGGUUCUGCAGGCAACCAGAUCGUCACUACUGUUCUCAUCACCUACGCAGUCGACUGCUAUCCCACGGAGUCCGCCAGUGUCGGUGUGUUCAUCACCUUUGUCCGACAAAUUUGGGGCUUCCUCGGUCCAUUCUGGUUUCCGCCCAUGUUCGAAACAGUGGGCAUCGCUGCGAGUUCUGGGGUCGGUGUUGCACUGAUGGUCGGUGUCAGCGUAAUUCCCACUUUCUUCCUGCAGUGGCUGGGUCGGUCCUGGCGCUCGUCUGGGGAUAAAUAAACAUAGUUGAUUGGUGUCAAUCGUUUGUUUUGCACAAAGCACGACGGGA